AUACCAACUUAACAAGAUGGGGACGCGCACAAGUCGACGAAUAGAAGAGAAGCUUGAACGCGGCCCAUAGCGCUAAAUUUGCAACGUUUGGGCUCAGGCGGCCACAAUGGUCUAUAUUGCGCCUCCGCGGGGAGACAAGAGACCGGCACGCGGGGGGCCAGGCCAAAAUGCCAACAAGGGCGGGCGCGGGCAGCGGCGAGGGAGGAACGACGAAGUGCUGGCUUCCAAAGCGGAAAUGUUGGCGCAGCUUACUCGACAAGCGGAGGAAAACACCAGGAUCUUGCAGCGGGAGCGGGAGGCCCUGGGAAUACAGGGACCUUCCACCUUCUCGGAGCCCCAGCAGCAGCAGCCGCAACGGCACGGCGGCGGGCGCGGCGAGGGCAGGGGCGACGGCAGGGGCGGCCGCGGGGGCGGCGGGCCUGUCAACAACCAGCGGAACAACAAUAACAACAACCGGCGUAACCACAUCUUCACAGACCAGGGCAAUAAGAAGGUUUUCGACGCCCGGAACAUUCCUGGGCUGGGCGGCGGAGCCGACAACGGCUUUGGCGGAGGCGGCGAUGACCUCACGUUUGGAGGCGAGGGCGGAAUGCUGAACCAGACCUUUCCGGACAGCCCCAACUUUUACCCCGGGUUUGUCUUUGCGAUACCCGGCACGCUGCCGCCUCCGCCGCAGCAGGCGCCAGGCCAGGCGGAGGCCUCGCUCACCGUAAUCUCCGCAAUGCCGGGGCAGGGCCUGCAGCAGAACCAACAGCAGCAGCAGCAGUACCAGCAGCAGCAAUACCAGCAACAACAACAACAGCAGCAUUUUCAGCAUGGUCAGCAGCAGCAGCAGCAGCAACAACAACAGCAGCAGCAUUUUCAGCAUGGUCAGCAGCAGCAGCAGCAGCAACAAAAGCAGGGAGGCUUCGGCACAAUGCUGGGCUCGCCGGGUGGAGGCGGCAUGGGGCCGGGUCACGGCAUGGGGGCCGGUGGGCCAGGCGGCGGCGGCGGCGGUCUGAAGGGCGGCAUCCUGGGCAUGAGCCUGGCGAUGAACGGGACAGUCCUCGGCGGCCCACCGCGCUUCGGCGCCGGACGGGGGCAGCAACAGCAGCCCGGCCCGUUUGGCAACGGGCCAAACGGCAUGCAGGGAUAUGGCGGACCUCCUGGCAUGGGUGGUGGCGGCGGCGGAGGUAGUGUCGCAGGCACGCCCAACGGCGGCUCCUACGGCACGCCAGGCGGCGGCGGCGGCCUCGCCGCACUGGCAGGUGGCGGCGGCGCUGCGAAUGCCGACCCAAGAGCUCUGGCGCGGAUGGAGGCUGAGGCUAAGAAGGAGGCGUAUCGCCGGGAGCUGGAGGAGCAGAUACGCGCCAGGCAGGCGGCGAAGGACGCAGAGGUGCGGCGGCGGCGGGAGGAGGAGGAGCAGUGGGAGGCGCGCGCGCGGCAGGCGCCGCCGCCCUGGGACCCGGCGGCGCGGGCGCACCGGCGGGGCGGCGGUGGCGAGCCGCUACGGGACGACUUCGGGCGGCCGGUGGCAGACCUGAGGGCGCGGCCGGGGCGGGGCUCGCCGGGGGGCGGCAUGGCGCCGUCGCCGGGAGGCUUCCCGCCCCCGCCGGGCCCGCAGCAGCGGCUGACGGUGGAGGUGCCGGGUGGUGGCGCGGGCGCCUACCCACCCGGCAUGGGCCCCAUGCACGGCAUGAUGAUGAUGGGGCCCGACGGCGCCUCGCCACACGGCGGCACACUCAUGCCUAGGGGCGGCCCCGGCGGCCCCGGCGGUCCUGGCGGCCCCGGCGGCGGUAUGAUGAUGGGGCCUGGCGGCGGCCCGGGCGGUGGCAUGGGCGGCGGUGGGGGCGGCGGCUUGCCGAUGGACGGGCCGCCUGUGGCGCCGGGGGCCGUGCUGUCGCCCAACGCCAUCCCGCCGGUGAGCCCCGGCAACCGGCGCUUCAUGGCUGCCAUGAACGACCUCAUCGCCGGCCCCAGCGACGAGCAGCGGCGCAACGCGGAGGAGGCGCGGCAGCGGCUGCAGUCCGACCUGGAGGCGCAGAUCCGGGAGAAGAAGGAGCGGCAGGCGCGGGAGCGGGCGGAGCGGGAGCGGGAGCGGCUCAAGGAGGAGGCGGACCUGCAGGCUUACUACGACAACAUGAACCAGCCGCGCGGGCCGCCGCGUGGGCCGCCGGGAGGCGGGCCGCCGCCGCAGCAGCCCAUGCAAGUGGGUGGCGGCAUGGGCAUGGGCAUGGGGCCUAUGGGCGACGUGAAUGGCGGCAUGCCGCCGCCGGGGCCAGGGCCGCGGCGGCGCGGCAAGGGCGCCAUUGUGGAUGCCUCAUGGCUGGAUGCGCCCAAGCCGCCGCCCGGGCCGCUGCCGCCGCUGGCGCAGCCGCCGCAGCCCGGGCCGCCGCUGGGGCCGGCGCCGCUGCCAGCGCAGUUCGGGCGGCGAGGAGGUGGCAUGGCAGGGCCAGACGACAUGCCAGAUGCCGGGCCAGGCAUGCUGAUCCCGCGCUCCCCAUCUCCGGGGCCCGGGCCAGGCGGGCUAGCAGGGCGGGAGCGCGGCGUCUCCUACGCGGGUGGCGGCGGCGGCGGCCUUUUGGCAGAGCCCAGUGGAGGCGGUGGCUUGGGCGGGCCUGGCGGCAGCCCUGGUGGACCUAGCGGUGGUGGUGGUGGUGGUGGCGGCGGCGGCGGUGGCGGUGGCAACACUGUCACUGGGCUGUUGCACCAACUGCAGGAGGAGCAGGUCCGCAUGCGCGAGGACUUCGCCCGCCAGGCCGCCGCCAUGGAGAAGCUGGCCAACGACGCCUCCCGCGCCCUGGCCGACCGGGACGACGCCUGGCGGGAGCUGCAGCGGGUCAAGGCCCUGCUGGCCGGAGGCCCCAACCCCGCCGGCGGAGCCGGGGCCGCCGCCGGAGGCCGCGGCGGUGGUGGCGGCGGAGGCAGCCCGGGCGGGCUGGGCUUUGGGCCACUGGGCAUGCUGGGGCUGGGCGGCGGCAUGCAGGGCGCCGGGGAGUCUAUGGAGCAGUACGCGGCCAGUACGGUGGUGAUCAACACGCACCUGGUGCCCAAGAGCCUCAACGCCAUCCCGGACGCGCUGCCCAAGCCGCUCGCCAGUGAGGUGCUGCGGCGCGGGCACACCGACCCCGGGCCGCACGGCAGCGGCAUCCGGGCGGGCGGCGGCGGGGGAGGAGGAGGGGGAGGAGGAGGGGGCAUUGCGGAAGGACGGUUUUCCAGCGAUGGCGGCGGCGGGGCCGGGGCCGGGGCUUACGACGGUGGGUUUGGGUAUGAGGAGCUGGAGCGCUUCCAGGCGCAACUGCGUGUCGGCGCCGGCGGCAGCCGCACCGGCCGCAGCGGCAUCCCGCUGCCACCUGGAAUGGGCGGCCCUCGCAGCGGCGGCGGCGGCGGCGGCAUGAUGCCGUACGGGCGGUUGGAGAGCUUGAACGGGCCCGGUAUGCCGCGGGGGCCUGCCAUUCAGUCAGUGUAUGGGUUAGGUUUCGAGUCGCCGUCGGGUGCGGGCGGCGGCGGUGGGCCCAAGGGUCGGGAGCAGCAGCCUCGCUACAACGGCUUCUUCAGCGGGGGCCCCGACCCACAUGAGGGCCACGGCUCGCCGGCAGGAGGCGGCGGCAUGGGGCGCGGCCACCCGCCGCACCUUGCGCCGCUGCGGCCACCGCCCUCGCCUGGUAUCCUGCGGGGCGACCAUUUGCCCAGCCCGUCCACAAAGACGCGGCCGGGGGCGGACAAGGCCGGCGCGGGGCCUGGCGGGGUUGGCGGCGGCGGGGGUGGGGGUGGCGGGGGUGGUGGUGGUCGGGUGCGCAGCGGUCGGAACGCCGCCGGGGGGCCGCCGGAGCGGCAGGCACGCAGCGCGCACCCGCCGCAGGCACCGUCUGCCGGCGCGGCGGCGGCAGCCGCCGGCCUGGCGGCGCGCGCUGCGCGCAACCCCUCGCUUGACGGCGAUGGCGCCCACCCGAGCGGCCUGCCGCCGCCCGCCCCUCGCUCCACGGCGCGGCGUAGCACAGACGGUAUGCAGAAGCUGUUGCGGCGGGGGCGGGAAGGCGAGAAGCUGAUGCGGACCAACCAGCCGGCGGCGCAGGAGGGCAGUUCCAUCGGCGGCAGCUUCGCCGGUGCAAGCGGCGGCGCUAGCCGGGGUGCUAGCGGCGGCGGCGGCAGCGACAACCACCUCCCUGAUCUUAGCAUGGAUGAGUUGCCGUCCAUGGCUGAUGCAGAGAUGGCGGCGUCAAUGGGCGAGGAGGAGGAGGCGGAAGCUGGGGCGGCGCGGCGGCCGAUGCGGCAGCGGGAGCGCUCUAUGCCGGGGCACAGCGAGCACGUACCGACGGAGAGCGGCGCCAGCAUGCUGGUCGGCGGCGGACCGCACCUGCACCCGCACCUGCCCGACCUUGCGCACAGCGGCUCCUCGCAGCGCGGCGCAGCCGCGUCGCCUCCGGCGACAGCGGCAGCCGCGGCCACGGCUGCGUCGCCGCCGCACUCGCCUCGUGCGGCGUCGGCUGCCCAUGAUGAGGACGACGGCUACUCGGAUGACUUUCAUCAUGACGCGGCCGACCACGACCAUGCUGAUCAUGACCAUGUUGAUCAUGACCAUAAUGAUGACGUCCAGCACCACGGCCUCGAGAAGGAGUUGCACGAGGAGCGCAACGAGCAGCCGCACGGUGGCGAAGGCGGCAGCCGCGCCGGCAGACUCAGCGACGGCGGCUUGGGCGGCGUGGUGCCGCGGCUGCAACACACCGACUCUGUGGCCACGCACAACUCCUUCACGUCGCAGCCGUCACUGGGCGCGCGCGUGGCGUCGCCGGCUGCGGCGCAGGACGAUGACGCCGGUGCUGGGGUUGGUGGUCGGGUCCUGGUGCACAACACCAGCGGAAGCCGUGCAAGCCGUGUGAGUGACGGCGGCUCGGCGACGGCGGUGGGAGGCGGCGCGGCGGGCGUGCGGGCGCUGCAGCACGGCGGGGGCGGCAGCCGGGGCAGCGGCAACGGCAGUGCGCCGGUAGGGCGGGGCUCGGCCAUGGAUGCUGUGCUCGCGGCGGCUGCAGCCGGAGUUGGGGCGGGUGGCUCCUUUGGCAAGCCCGGAAGCGCGGGGAAUGCGUCUGCAGCAGCCGCAGCUGCGGAGGCGGCCGGAGUUCCGGUGCGGCGCCCAGUGCGGCCGGGCAAAAGGACGUCGCAGCCCAAUGGCUCGCAGUCGGACGUGCCUCAGGAGGCCGCUGCUGCUAUUGACGGGAAUGAGGACGAAGGUGCAGGCGAGGCAGGCGUGAGCGACGUGGGCGAGCACUAGGGUUGGACGGUCGUGUGUGGGGCUGGGUGUGAAGGUUUGGGGUCCAGAGCACGUUGGCAACGAGAACUCGACAUCGCUGUUGUAGAACUGCAUUUAUAAUCAUCCAUUCUAAUGAGAAGCUUAACGGCAUGUGACGGACAAGCAUAGCGGCCUUUCUUGUGAGGUCAAACUCGACUGCAAUGUGAUGCAUCAUGCCACACGCCUUUUUAAGGCGCAGGAUACCCCAGAAAGGCAUGCCUCUGUAGCUCGCCACUGUAAUAAUACCUCGAA
Messenger RNA from Chlamydomonas reinhardtii, 5518 nucleotides. RefSeq lists its product as uncharacterized. Bases 107 to 5248 code for a protein of 1713 amino acids. The transcript is spliced from 8 exons. The record is from RefSeq and is a predicted model, not a curated record. NCBI's taxonomy places the organism in Eukaryota, Viridiplantae, Chlorophyta, Chlorophyceae, Chlamydomonadales, Chlamydomonadaceae.